ACUGUAAAUGACAGUUCGCUAUCCACGUAGCUGUUCUUGUGGAACUGAUAGUGGUCCUCUGGUUUCUUUCCUAAAUAUUUGCUGUGCCGCAUAGCAGUACAGGUAAAACUCGCGAGUGGUAAAUGGGUUUUACUCGUGUCUUGUAAACACAAUUUAUAAUUCCGCACGGCACGGCGGAUAAUCGACUAGUUUCAAAUCGAACAUCGUUUCCUGUACAAUUGAAGAUUCUUUUGAACGCUGUUCUGUUUUCAAUAAGCCUAGCACCUGGCGAAAAUGGCAAUUAAACCAGGAAUGGGACGAAAGUCGUCCAAUAAAAACCCACCAUUUCUAAGCCACGAAUUCGUGAUCCAGAACCAUGCCGACAUCGUUUCGUGUUUUGCAAUGAUUUUUGUCGUCGGUUUGAUGCUGCAGGCAACCAAUUCUGUGGCAAGUAUCUUCAUUGCAUUACAUCACAAUGUAACCGGAGCUGAUCCGAGUCAUGAGAAUCCUCAGGGAGAACCGUAUUUCUACACGACAGGAUGGAAAGAUGGUUGUGCGGUAUUUUUCUACAUGCUGAUUUGCAUCAUCAUGCAUGCAAUCCUGCAGGAGUACGCAUUGGAUAAAAUUUCUAAAAAGCUCCAUCUGUCAAAGUUCAAGUUGUCGCGUUUCAAUGAAUCCGGACAACUGGUUGUCUUCUACGCCAUGUCAUUUCUAUGGGGGUUCGACGUGAUCGUUCGAGAGCAGUACCUCGGAAAUGUAGCCAAACUGUGGGAAGGUUUCCCGGAUCACCCAAUGGUGUUUCUACACAAGCUGUUCUUCAUUAUCCAGAUGGCGUAUUACUGGCACAUCCUUCCAGAGUUGUACUUCCAGAAGGUAAAAAAGGAUGAACAGAAAGCGAAGGUGCAGCAUGCGGUGGUGGGAUUCUUCCUCAUUGCCACCGCCUAUUUCCUAGGAUUUCACCGAAUCGCGUUGGUUCUACUAAUGCUGCAUUAUUUCUGUGAGUUCAUCGCACAUUCAUUCCAGCUUGUUAAUAUCUUCGACAAGGACGAGAAAUUCGUGAAAUUGCGUAUCAUUCACAACGUGGUCUUUAUUCUGACCCGCUUUGCCACAAUGGUUCUUACCUUCUUGACACUGUUCUACGGUAUCAACGAUGUUUCGCAAACCAAGCGCAGCUUCAUGUUGGCCACGAUUUUCGGAUUGCAGGGUUAUCUAAUUUUUGAUUUCAUCUCAAACGUGUUAAGAUCGAAGCGGGAACGAUCUGUCGAACAUUCAGAACGUCAAGCGAAAGCAGCGGCCACCAAGAUCGAAAAGACAAAAAAGGAACGCAAAAAGGAAAGUGAUCUUCCCGAGGCCGAUCAGAAUGCUGUUCAAUCGACUCCAUCGUCGACGGUUAGUGGAAGGGGUGCCAAGAAAACCAAGGUUAAAUAGGAUCAACGUUGUUAGUUUUGUUUGCGAACACGCGAAUUUACUCUCCGGGGAAAAUAGAAGAGUUACGCAAAGCUAAAAGUGUUUGCUUCCAUUUUAUUGAAACAGCUAUAGUUAAAGAAGCUGUGUGAUUUGAUCAUGUUUACUUCAUUCAUACGCUUCGAUUUCUCUAUUUCAUUUGGUUAAUCAGACAAAAUACAAAAUGCUAAUUUCAUGAAAUGAACAAUUGAACUUAUGCUCAAGAAUAUAAAAUUUUAGAUAGUAAUCACCACCAGUUCUUUAAUACCUCAGUCAAAUUACCAACUUGCUUUCUUCACAUGAGAAGCAUGAAAAUCAAAAUCAGCAAAGUAAAGUAGUGAUGAUAGAGCAAGAGCAAUACGUGAGGUUUUAUAUGCAUUUAUAAUAAUUUGGACUGGAAAAUGUAAGUUUUUGGUUUGUCGCAUCUAGAAAACAUUGAAGAUUACAUCGAUAGUAAUCCUCCCAUUAGGAUCUAUAACAAAUUGAGUUUGAGUAUACAGUAUAGAAACCUUUUGUAUGUUCUAAUGCAAUAAUGAAAUAAAAUUGACCCAUCUAUCCAGCUACACUUAUUUUUUUCUGUUUCUAAGUAUUUCUUAUCUAAUUUGAUCACUUAAUCUUCUUUCAAUCUUUCUCUUAAUGAACGUAAAAAAACAGCUGUUGUUUCAAAGAAGGGCGAAUCUUACAUAAGUAAUCAAAUUGAGUUUCUCCUAGGAAUAAAUGCUUCAAAAUCUUAAUAAAUGCUGCAAAAGUAAUACAAAGAACUAUAAGGGGCGAAACUGACAUUCCUUUUGUGUGCGUAAGUUUCGCCUUCCGUGUUCCAUGCCAGCCAACAGGACGAUACUUCAAUUGCUAGAAGAGAAAGGCGAAACUAUUUAUUUUCGUUAUUUUAGAUGUUUUCCGCAAUUUUAACUACAAGAAAUGUUAAAUGAGCCGAUGAAAUUACCCGCAGAUUUUUGUCUUAGGCGCGGAAGCCAGCCAAUUUCACGAAAAAUGCGCGUAACUUCAUAAUUCACAGGGAGCAUAAAAGUCAAAAAAUCGAAAAAGGGUGAAACUCUUUUUAUGUUGAUUUAGUGGAUAUAGAGGAAAAGUGGAUAAAAUUGCAUAUCUUCUGAUGAUAAAUCAACAGUUCAUUGAUUUGUCAAAAAUUGAUCUUAGUAGGGAUGUCGUAAUAUCGAUCGAGUAAUCGAUUAAUAAACCAGUAAAUCGAGUAA
Molecule: messenger RNA, 2633 nt
Organism: Malaya genurostris
Lineage: Eukaryota; Metazoa; Arthropoda; Insecta; Diptera; Culicidae
Gene: TRAM
Product: translocating chain-associated membrane protein 1
Exons: 6
Coding region: 274-1407 (377 amino acids)
Biological process (GO): protein insertion into ER membrane; SRP-dependent cotranslational protein targeting to membrane, translocation
Cellular component (GO): endoplasmic reticulum membrane
Source: RefSeq, a predicted model, not a curated record